This is a messenger RNA of Leptosia nina, 276 nucleotides long. Lineage: Eukaryota; Metazoa; Arthropoda; Insecta; Lepidoptera; Pieridae. The record is from the annotation of a GenBank genome assembly.
AUGUUGAAGUUCAAAAUAACUUGUGUGUUCCUCGUGGCAAUUGUGGCAAUAUUUGGAGUUUCAGCUGAGGUGUCUGCUGAUGGACCCGAAGAUGCACAUAACCGUAUAAGUCGUGUCAAAGAAGCUAGAGCAGAAGACUCCGCGGAUGGACCCGAAGAUGCACGUGACAAUGGACAUAUAAGAGAAGCUAGAGCAGAAGACUCCGCGGAUGGACCCGAAGAUGCACGUGACAAUGGACAUAUAAGAGGUGUAGUAAAAGUUCGAAUGUUCAGCUAA